AUGGCUGGAAUGGAGGAAAUUGAAAUCCAUAGCAAAUCAUACCUUGUCCGAUGGGUUAAUGUGGGUGUGGAUCAUACUAUUUCAUGGAGCAUCCAGCCCCAUAAGAAGUCCCUGAAUUUCGGACUAUUCAAGCAUCCUGGCACUGCGGGAACAUUAACCGCGACUUCUGCCUCUAUCCAUUCUACCAAUGAUAUUGGUGACGUAAAGGAUAAUGGAAAAUUGGGCAAUGCGUCGUCAUCGCUUGUUACGGAGAAGCUGAAAGGUAUCGGCUUAAAGCCAGUUCGGUGGGUUGGAAAAUGUGAAGCAGAUAAAAUAUCACAGGGAACCUAUGAUGUUGGAACUGGCGAAGGUGGAAAUUAUGCCUUGGUAUUUGAUAAUACGUUUUCAAAGCAAAUAUCGAAAACUGCGACCUUUGUACUAUUAACAUAUCCGACUUAUUGCCCGCCGCGAUCCGGUCAUCAGGUUCACCACUCGCAAGCUGUUGCCACCUCGGUUGCUGGGAACAGUACCAUGUCCCGGCCGAGUCCGAUUAAUAGCGCCGAUUCUACGGAGUCAAUUGGGGCUUCCCACGGAUUAAAGAGCCAUACAAAAGGAGCAUCCCAGGGGUCAAGUACUGCACAUCCUCCGCCUAUGCAUACUGGUGUUCUCCAAAAGCGGCGUCGAAAAAGACAUCAAGGCUAUGCCCGCCGUUUCUUUUCUUUGGAUUUCAAUACCUCAACUCUCUCCUAUUACCACGAUCGCAAUUCUCCUGCAUUACGCGGUGCUAUCCCUCUUUCGCUUGCUGCCAUCGCAACUAAUGAAGAAACCAGAGAAAUUUCUAUAGAUUCUGGUGCUGAGAUUUGGCAUCUUCGCGCUCUCAAUGACCAGGAUUUUGAUCUUUGGAAAUGCGCGAUGGAAAAGGCAUCUAAAGCAGAGGACGAUGCAUCGCCAACGACGCCGAAAAUAAAAGUGCGAACACAUUCAAUACCAGCACGAAGGCAGAGUACUAUGGUUCAUGAUACCAGGACCUGGACGGAGGUAGAAUCUUUGGUGGAGAAAGUUGCGAUUGCUAGAGAUACAGUGAAGCAGCUUGCCAAAGACACGGAUCCGAAAUACUUACUUUAUGGCGAUCGCCGAGCAGGCCAGGCCAGCCCUCGUAAUGUGUCGCAGCAAGGGGACAUUGCAAAUGAGAUCACUGAUCGAGGUGAAAAACGGUCCUUUUGGAAGCUGAAACCCAGAAAUGAAAAUGCUCCACCAACUCCGCGAUCAAUUUCCCAAGAGUCAUCUGUAGGCAUCAAACCAACAACAGAUAUGAGCAGCGGGAAGGGUGAUGCUGUGCAUGAUAGCCUCAUGGCACUUCUUCAAGAGCUAAACUCCGUUGUUUCCGAUUUUUCGGGCCUUCUGGAAAAGAGACGGCUUCGCUCGAUAGCUCCCUCAAUUCGAACCCGCUCAAGUAUGGAAUCGAGCUUUUCUCAGGAAUUUUUUGAUGCUCACGAUGGCGCUGGCUCUCCGCUUUUAAAAAUUCAUCGGGACAGUGGAGAUGAAGCUGCGGAAAGCGAUAUCGCAGAGACUGCGGCAGGCGACGAGUCGUCACUCUCCGGCAGUGAUAUUGAAGAUGGGGAUCGUUUUCUCAAGUUUAAACACGAUAAUUCCUCCUCCUUAUUCCCGAUAAAGUCGAAAUCCUUAGCCCCCUUACCCGUGGAAAACAUUGCUCGUCGAAAGACCAUCACCGCUCCAACGGUGAUGCCGCCUAGUUUAAUUGGAUUUCUGCGCAAAAACGUCGGCAAAGAUCUAUCAACAAUUUCGAUGCCCGUUUCUGCUAAUGAGCCAAUAUCGCUCCUGCAACGCGCUGCAGAGCAAUUUGAGUAUUCAGGGCUGCUAGAUAAAGCCGCCAGCGCCACGGAUGGUUUAGAGCGGCUUAUAUAUGUGACCGCAUUCGCAAUUUCGCCAUUUUCGAAUAUGCGAGUUAGGGAGAGAAGCUUACGGAAACCGUUCAACCCAAUGUUAGGUGAAACGUAUGAAAUGAUUCGCGGUGACGCCGGCUUCCGGUUUAUUGGGGAGAAAGUCUCACAUCGGCCAGUUCAACUGGCAUACCAAGCGGAUUCCAAAGACUGGAGUUUCGCCCAGUCCCCUAAACCGACGCAAAAGUUUUGGGGGAAGUCUGCGGAGGUUAUCACUGAGGGUAAAGUGCGUUUAACAUUGCAUUCUAGUGGCGAACAUUAUAGCUGGUCCUCUGGAACUUCUUUCUUAAGGAAUAUCAUUGCCGGCGAGAAGUACGUUGAGCCUGUAGGUGAGAUGUGCAUCGUCAACGAAACUACGGGUCAAAAGACUAUUGUCACGUUCAAGGCCGGCGGUAUGUUCUCUGGUCGUAGUGAAGAGGUCAGCGUCCAAGCCCUUGACACCCAUGGCGAAGUGUUACCUCUUGGUCUACAGGGCUCCUGGGCUUCGUCCCUUCACCUUACUGAGCAUGGCCGAGAAACCAGCAAGACGAUUUGGGUUGCAGGCCCGCUUGUCGAUAAGCCGCAGAAACACUAUGGCUUUACGGUAUUUACUGCUAGCCUUAACGAGAUCACGGUAGUUGAAGACGGGAAGUUACCUCCAACGGAUAGUCGGCUGAGGCCAGAUCAGAGGGCGCUGGAGAAAGGCGAUGUUGAUGCAGCAGAGGAGCUGAAGGGAUUAUUAGAGGAAAGCCAGAGGCAUAGAAGAAAGGAGAUGGAGGUUAGAGAAGAAGCUUGGAAGCCCAAGUGGUUCAGUCGACUCGACUCUGGUGAUGGAUUCAGUUGCAGUGCCGUAGAAGAUGAGGACGAUGAUGGGCCAGUUUGGAAGCUGAAAAUUGGAAAAGAUGGGUAUUGGGAGGAGAGGGCGAAGGGGGAAUGGGCCGGAGUGGUGCCAGUGUUUAAACUAUAG
Molecule: messenger RNA, 2886 nt
Organism: Ophidiomyces ophidiicola
Lineage: Eukaryota; Fungi; Ascomycota; Eurotiomycetes; Onygenales; Onygenaceae
Gene: OSH3
Product: Oxysterol-binding protein 3
Exons: 2
Coding region: 1-2886 (961 amino acids)
Biological process (GO): piecemeal microautophagy of the nucleus; maintenance of cell polarity; endocytosis
Cellular component (GO): plasma membrane; cytosol; intracellular membrane-bounded organelle
Molecular function (GO): sterol binding
Source: RefSeq, a predicted model, not a curated record